UGGUCCACCAACGACAUGAAAGGAAUAGAUCCGAACGUCACCACCCAUAAGCUAAAAGUUGACCCUACUUUCAAACCGAUCAAACAGAAGCGUCGUAAGCUAGGUCUCGAAAAGGCUCAAGCUGUUAACGACGAAGUUGACCGACUUACGAAAGCUGGGUCCAUUCGAGAGGUACAUUACCCCGACUGGUUAGCUAACCCAGUAGUGGUAAAGAAGAAAAACGGGAAGUGGAGAAUCUGUGUAGAUUUCACAGACCUAAACAAAGCUUGCCCUAAAGACAGCUUCCCGUUACCUCACAUCGACCGCCUAGUUGAAGCAACAGCUGGCCAUCGACUCCUAUCCUUCAUGGAUGCCUUCUCAGGAUAUAACCAAAUCAUGAUGGAUCCUGAGGACCAGGAGAAAACUGCAUUCAUAACCGAACGAGGAACCUAUUGUUAUAAGGUUAUGCCAUUCGGAUUAAAGAACGCAGGAGCUACCUAUCAAAGGCUAGUAAAUAAGAUGUUUGCUGGACAACUUGGAAAAACCAUGGAGGUCUAUAUCGACGACAUGCUAGUCAAAUCCUCAGCCGGGGAAGAUCAUAUCUCCCAUUUAAGGGAAUGCUUCGAUAUCCUGAACAAGUACGAUAUGAAGCUCAAUCCCACUAAAUGUACUUUCGGGGUACCCUCAGGCGAGUUCCUAGGCUAUCUCGUAACCGAAAGAGGCAUUGAAGCCAACCCGCAGCAGAUAGCAACCUUCCUAGAAAUGCCGUCACCUAAGACGACCAGGGAGGUGCAGAGACUGACUGGACGAAUCGCGGCGUUGAAUCGAUUCAUAUCCAAGUCUACCGAUAAAUGUCUCCCAUUUUACAAGCUUCUAAGAAAUAAUAAGAAGUUCUUAUGGGACGAGAAAUGUGAGGAAGCCUUCAAGCAAUUGAAAGCUUACCUCUCCGAACCUCCGAUCCUAUCUAAACCAGUAGUAGGAGAGCCAUUGUACCUAUAUCUCGCUGUAUCAACUGCUGCAGUCAGCGGCGUUCUAGUACGAGAGGAACAAAACGAACAAAGACCUGUCUAUUACACCAGUAAAAGUUUGAUAGAUGCCGAAACCAGGUACCCUGCGAUGGAAAAACUAGCUCUAGCAGUCGUAACAGCUGCCAGAAAAUUGCGACCUUACUUCCAAUCGCAUUCGAUCGUUGUAAUGACCUCACAACCAUUACGAAUGAUCUUGCACAGCCCCAGCCAGUCAGGGCGAUUGGCUAAAUGGGCCAUAGAACUCAGCGAAUAUGAUAUUGAGUAUAGACCUCGAGCAGCAGCGAAAGCUCAGGUCCUCGCUGACUUUAUCAUUGAAUUGACAUCCGAGCAGUUAGACUCCGAAAUGGAAUCUCCGAAGUGGAGCCUAUACGUCGACGGAGCCUCAUCAAAACAGGGCUCCGGUAUCGGUCUAAGGCUAACUUCUUCAGCAGGAGAAACCAUCGAGCAGUCAUAUAGGCUCGGAUUCAGCGCCUCAAACAACGAAGCUGAAUAUGAAGCACUAAUCGCAGGGUUGAAGCUCGCCCUAAGCCUCGGAAUCCGAGAGCUAAACGCUUAUAGUGAUUCACAGCUAGUAGCUAGCCAGUUUCACGGAGAAUAUGAAACGAGGGACGAAAGAAUGGGGGCAUAUCUCGAAGUCGUCCAGAACCUCACUAGGCAGUUCGACAAAUUCGAGCUAACGAGAAUCCCACGAGGUGAGAACUCCUCAGCAGAUGCAUUGGCUGCUUUAGCUUCCACAUCAGACCCCCUCGUAAAACGAAUCAUACCCGUAGAAGGAAUCGAGAAACCAAGCAUCGACAUAGCUACUAAAGCUGAAAAAGAGAGCAAACUAAAAGCGCAGCCCGAAGGUACCUGCCCUGAAGCGGUAGCUACCCAGGUUUUCACAACAUUUUGGUUUCCAAAAACCAGAAUAUGCAGCGCAAAAAAGCAUACCUCCGGGAACAUAAUCCAAGUCACGGAAGAUAUUCCUCGAAAUUCAGACUCCUUAGAGCCUGAUCUCGAGAAUACCCCCGGGGGCACCAACUCAGACCCAGUCAUCUGCAGAGUUAAAACCAGAAGCCGUACAGCUCUCCAAAAUUCAUCUGGAGGUAUUCCUCGGAAUUCAGACUCCCUGGAGCCCAACAAGGAAGAGGCUGUUGAGCCCGUUCCUCCUGCCAAGAAGGAGAUUGUUCUAGGGUUGCGAGCAGCAAGUGCUGUCCCGAUCUCUCGGUCUCGGAAGAGGAAGUGUGUGGCACUUAUCGAGGGAGGUCCUCCGCUGCCGGAGGGAUUGCGUAUUGCACCCGUUCUCCGCGGAAAUUUCAUACCUCUGAUCGACGGGAUGAUUGGGGAUUGCAGUACCGAGGCUGCUCGUCUUGCCAGGGAGCUCGGAGAAGCGCACGGCCAAUUAUCCGAAGUCCAAAGUACAAUGACGGCGCUGACGGAUUCCUGCACCGCUAAGGUGUCUAGGCUUGAGGGGCAGGUCGGCGAGCUUGAGAGAGAUCUUGGGAAAACUGCGAGUGCUUUGAUCAAGGAGAAGAAAACCAGGAAGGCAAAGGCUUCGGAGGUUCGUCGACUCCAGCACCAGAUCGAGGCUAGCGAGGGCUUGAUGCGUCGCAGUGCGGAUGAUGCCAUGAGUGCUUUGUGUGCCGGGUUCCAGUCCCGUUUGGCGGGUUUCGCCGAGAUCCUGAACUCUUUAGAGCUUGCUUACCGCAGGGAUCUGAUCUCAGCGAACAUUGAUGGUGGGAUGGCGUUUAUUCAUGCGCUUAAAGAUGAUCCCUCUUCGUCCCUUCAGCCUGAGGAGGAUAGCAUAUCGGCCCGCAUGUCCGAGUUGGGGUCCUUGGACAGAACUUUCGAGCUGCUGCUGUCUGAUCUGCGAUCUGAGUGCGUUCCGGAACGAUUUGCGGAGGAUGCCGAGAAGCCCGGUUCGGCGACCGGAGAAGAUGGUGACGAAGCGGCUGCGAGCGAGGUAGGUGAAGGGGACGUCUAG
Molecule: messenger RNA, 2970 nt
Organism: Raphanus sativus (radish)
Lineage: Eukaryota; Viridiplantae; Streptophyta; Magnoliopsida; Brassicales; Brassicaceae
Exons: 3
Coding region: 16-2970 (984 amino acids)
Molecular function (GO): RNA-DNA hybrid ribonuclease activity; nucleic acid binding
Source: RefSeq, a predicted model, not a curated record